UGAUUCAACUUUUUUUUUUGUGCUACAAAAGUCGCGGAUUCCUCUCUCCAUGCAUCAAAUAGUCCAGCUAAAUCUGCAAAGCCAUCCAACAAAAAUCUUCCAAACCAACCAGUGACAAAUUAAUUAAUUCCAUGGCAGACUGUACCUCUUCAUGGUUCUUUGAUGAUGAGAACAAUACUACUGACAUAUUAUCAGAUGGCGAGUGUGCAGAGCAACUGCAACUCCAAGAGGUUGUUGAAGCCUCUUUAGGAAUCAACCAUCUUAGCAUGUCAUCAGCCAAAGUACUUUUAUGUGAUAUUUGCUUUGAGAGAAAAGGAACAGAUGAAAUGUUCAAACUAGAGAACUGCUCUAAUCACUCUUUCUGUUCUGACUGCAUAAGCCAGUAUGUCCAGUCCAAGAUACAAGAAAAAAAAAUUCCUGUAACUUGUCCAGGUUUGAGAUGUCCUGCCAUAAUUGAACCUGCCCCUUGUAGGUCCAUCAUACCUGAAAAUGUUUUCGCAAGGUGGGAAGAUGGCUUAACCGAGUCAACUAUUCCUAUGGGUGAAAAAAUUAAUUAUCCUUAUAUAGAUUGUAAUGUUUCGCUCAUUUAUAAUCGUGAUGAUCAUGAAGAGAUCAUAAUCGAGUGUACAUGUCCUCACUGCCAAAGACCAUUCUGUGCGCAGUGUCGUGUUCCAUGGCACGAUGGGCAUGAUUGUGACAAGUUUAAAAAAGAUGAUUUAAAGGUUGAGGAGCUUGCUAAGAAGUUCAAAUGGAUGACAUGCCCUCACUGCAAAUCAACUGUGGAUAAAGUUGAUGGAUGUAUACACAUGACGUGUGUGUGUAAACUGGAGUUUUGCUACAUCUGUGGAGGAACAUGGAACGAAGUACAUUGGAGUUGCCAAGAGUAGUUAAUGAUAUUGAAUGCUGGAUAGUAUUUAUCAGAAUUUUGCCAUGAAUAUUGUGUUUACAUUGCUUAAUAUCACUAUAUGUUGUAUAAUUGGUACUAAGGUGUCGUUGAUUUGGUCUACUGUUCAAGUUGUUGUAUUACUCCUUUUAAAUUGUACGUACUUCUCCAGCUUUAGAAUUGAACCUUGCAUAUUGGAUGAUGUGCUAAUAAGAUUUUUGAAUUGGAUGUGUGUU
Lycium barbarum (goji berry) is the source of this 1119-nucleotide messenger RNA. Its product is annotated as E3 ubiquitin-protein ligase RSL1-like. Gene Ontology annotation, molecular function: ubiquitin protein ligase activity; zinc ion binding; ubiquitin conjugating enzyme binding. Gene Ontology annotation, cellular component: ubiquitin ligase complex; cytoplasm. Bases 132 to 887 code for a protein of 251 amino acids. Gene Ontology annotation, biological process: protein polyubiquitination; ubiquitin-dependent protein catabolic process; positive regulation of proteasomal ubiquitin-dependent protein catabolic process. The transcript is spliced from 2 exons. NCBI's taxonomy places the organism in Eukaryota, Viridiplantae, Streptophyta, Magnoliopsida, Solanales, Solanaceae. The record is from RefSeq and is a predicted model, not a curated record.